Messenger RNA from Schistosoma margrebowiei, 2311 nucleotides. The record is from the annotation of a GenBank genome assembly. Lineage: Eukaryota; Metazoa; Platyhelminthes; Trematoda; Strigeidida; Schistosomatidae.
UAUUAUUAUUAUUAUUAUUAUUAUGUUGUUGUUGUUGUUGUUGUUGUGUAAUAAGAGGGGUGUUAUCACGGUAAUUACGAUAUACAAAUGAAGAAUUCAUUUGAAUUGAGUAUGAUAGAUGCGAAGAUUAAGAUAGAUGUAAUCAAAAAUAAUGUGAAGGGCGUAAUAAUUUUGUGGUAAACUGUCAAGUCAGAGUAAUUGUUCACUCAAAUAUUCUUAAUUUUUUAACAUUCUAUGGGGAUUUUUAAACUAUUGAACUAACGUUCAUUUUUGUUUUGGCCAAAAUCUAAACGCAUUUGGUCCGACUCGACUGUCACAGAAAAAGAUUACUAACUGUUCCUUUUAAAAUAUAAAUCAGUCCCUAUGCCCUGGAUAUAUAUAGCUUUAGGAAAUUUUAGAAUAACAGUUACUAUGCUUAUCAGUCACCCUGAAAACAUCUAAAUUACAUUGUUAUAAACAUUGAUUUCUUUAAAAAGUAGACAUUUUAGGACGUAACUAGGAAACUUAACUAAGACAUUCCUUUUUGUCUUGAGUAUAUAAUAUCUGUUGCAGAGAUACACCAAGUGAAGUAGAUAAUUGGUUCUAAACUGAGAAGAGUACGAGUCAACAUUUGCCUGAGUAUAAGAUGUUGGGUUUUUAUGCAACGAGCGUUCUGGGUCCCUUAAUGUUUAUUUUUUUAUUGUUCAUGAAAAUCAUAACUUUGAAAGAUGAAAGAAAUCCCGAUCGGUUUUCUUCUGACUCUUAUAUAUUAGUUUCUGGUCUGAAGUUUUUCUGUGUUUUUGGAGUAUUACAAGAUAGAGUCAUUUUCAAAGUAAUAGAAGCUGGGUAUAUGCAUAACUAUCGACUGAAUCAUUCCCAAUCACCAGUAAGCAUUAUGCAAUAUUACGUCAACUUCUAAUACAAAUAAGGUUGUAAGAAGCUGAAUAAAAUUCAUGAUAUCUAUGGUAUAGCUCUCUUUAGACCAUCGAUCAAAUUGCAAUCAGGAAACCAGUCUUUGUAACUAGACGUUGAGCUGUACUGUGUUUGAUUUUAAAUGUUUAGAGAUAAUCUGAAGUGUUUUCAACCAACGGUUUGAUUUUACUGAUCUGUGUGUGUUUUCCAUUAUCGACUGCUAAAAUGUGACAGAAUAAACCUCUGAGAAAACCAAACGUUUGUAACAGUUGUUUCAUCAGAAUUAAUUUAAGUAUUUUAGUAAUAUCCUUCCAACAAUUAAAUUAAAAUACGGAUGUAUCAAUACCAACAUAUAAAAACGAGGAAUACUUGGAGGUUUCCUGUUUGCGAUUAAACGAAGGAAACGUAAUUGAACGUGCUCUAGAUUUUAUCUAUAGUUCGAGAGAAACAGAUUAUGAAUAUCGAUAAUUUACUAAUAAUUAAUUGGUCUAUUAAGUUGAUUGGUCAUUUAAUUUCAAUAUAUUUAUUGGAAUGAAGCCACACUUUCAUGUCUGACCUUGUAUCCUACUUCAGUUGUACGUUGGUGGAUCCACUAUACUUCAGCAAUGAGUCAAACAUGUGAAUGGAAAAAUGAGGUCAUAAAGAAGCAGGCCCAAAAAGAACGAGAGAAAGACGUGGAAAAACGAUGGGCAGACGUGAUGUCUAAGAACGGUGAGGGAGCUCCUGAAUGGUUAAAAGAAGCUGCUAUGAAGAAAAAACAGAAACAAAGUUUGAAACAGAAAGAUGAGAAUUUAGCUCCAUGGCUAAAAGAAGUUCAGAAGAAGAAUGCCGGUUUAGCAAGAAGGAUAUCCGAUGCCACAAAUUGUGAAAUUGAAAGUAAUCUGGGCUGAAAUACGAAUUUGGUGCGUUUUUUUCCUUAUUACGAUAGUUUGAUAUGUUUUUGAAUGAACGGUAAAUUAGAUUGUUCAAUAUCAUGUGAAUUCCACACAGAGAUUAACUAUACUACAAACAUACAUAUACGUUUAUUAUCAUGAUUCUUUUCCUUGUAUAUUAUUAUUUGCGCUUUAUUUAAUAACCUGAUUUGUGGAAAUCCAGAAUAUUUUCCUAACACAUGACUUUCAUUUCUUGAGUUUAUCAUACACUGAACAUGUAAGCCCAAAUCUUCAUAAAUAUUCAAUUAAUUUUUUCAGUUCUUACCAAUUUAUCUUCACAGUUAAAAUUACGAGUCAAUCUAAGUUAAACCAUCAUUGGAAAUCUAGAAGCACUGGACGACCGUCUUGUCUUAUUAUGGGACUUGGAACCAGGUCAUUCGAUCUAUCGUGCGGAUACUCAAAUUCUAGACAACGACUGGCAUUGAACUGUGUUCGUGUCUAACUUCAGUAAAUCAUAAUCUUGCGCAACCCUUUGUCGAUUGGCUGUG